CAAGUCCCGAGCUUCGUAUGUGUCCUGUUCUGUGCAUCUCUCAGUGGAAACCAGGCUUACAGUAGUCUACUUUACUCACUCCAAUACUGAACUAACUUUCCACGUUUUGUUUUGUUUUCUUUCCCGAGUUUCAGCAAAGGAUCCCUUAAAAGGCGAGUGAAAUGAAUCAGCCAUUAUUGUUGUCUUCCUGGGUUUUGUGGUCUCGCAACAAAACAAAACAUGGCCCUCUCUUCUUCCUUUUCCCUCCCUUCCAUUUCCAAGAUUGACCACGCUAAGAAGGCGUUGAGACCUCGGAGUAAUGAUAGAAGCAAACAAAGGUUCGAUUUUCCACUCACAAGUAGUAAAACUGAACUGUUUGGUCAUCAGCUUGUGACAGUGGGAGCUCACUUACACAAGAGCUGGAGUUUUUUGGGAGGUUCGAGAGUUACUAUGAGACCAAGGCAUGAGAGUAUCGUUCCACUUCGAAAAAUCUCUCAAGUAUACACGUCAUGGUUGGCAAGUUCUCAAAUUGCUAGCACUGCUUUUACUUUCGGAACAGCCUCAGUUCUCCCAUUCUAUGCCCUCAUGGUUCUGGCACCUAAAGCUGAACUAACGAAAAUUUCCAUGGAAAGUAGUAUACCGUAUAUCGUGCUGGGAGUUCUCUAUGCCUAUCUACUAUACCUCUCUUGGACUCCUGAAACGCUCCAGUUGAUUUUUGCAAGUAAAUACUGGCUUCCUGAGCUGCCGGGUAUUGGAAGGAUGUUCUUGAAUGAGAUGACAUUAGCUUCUGCUUGGAUUCACUUGUUGGUUGUGGAUCUCUUUGCUGCAAGGCAGGUUUUUCGUGAUGGACUGGACAACAAAAUUGAGACGCGACAUUCAGUUUCUCUUUGCCUCUUUUUCUGUCCCGUUGGAAUCGUUACUCAUGUCAUUACCAAAGCACUGACUAAAAAUGCUGGAAGUUCCAGCACACGUAAUAUGCAUUGAAAAUUGAAUUUUUUCCGCAAGAAUCAGGAUUUUUCGGAAGUUGAAAAGAAAACCCUGAUUUGAAUGAUUGAACGCAUGAAGAUUCUUAUGUUCGUCGGCAAUUUACAAAUAUGUUGUUCUCGUUGAAAGCACAUAUAUCAUACUAUCUUUGAUCAAAUACGUUGACAAGUUUUUUUUUUUUU
This is a messenger RNA of Malus domestica (apple), 1145 nucleotides long. RefSeq names its product protein ABA DEFICIENT 4, chloroplastic-like. NCBI's taxonomy places the organism in Eukaryota, Viridiplantae, Streptophyta, Magnoliopsida, Rosales, Rosaceae. The record is from RefSeq and is a predicted model, not a curated record.